UUCCGGACUGUGCGUUCCACAUACUGGAAGUGAGUUUUCAUCGACUGUUGCAGCCUCCCAGUGUCCGUGGAGAUCAGGCUCUUCCACAGAUACGGAGACAGUUCCACCGGAGGAGGAGUAUAUAGAGGAACACAGGGGUCUGUAUGAGGACGUGAUGAUGGAGAAUCACCGGCCCCUCACAUCACUGGCUAAGAGGAGACUGUCAUGUAUUGUACAGGGGAGAGCAGAUGGGCCCAGUAACAGAUAUACCCCAGAGAGAUGUCCCCGUCCUCUGUAUUCCCAGGAUUGUACAGAGGAGAAUCACAGGAUCCCACAGGAGGAUCAGGUAGAACGUCUUUCUCGUAUAAAGGCAGAAGAUAUAGAGGAAGAAGAAGAGACGUAUGUGACUGAUAUGAAGGCAGAAUAUAUAGAAGGAGAAGAAGAGACGUAUGUGACUGAUAUAAAGGCAGAAGAUAUAGAGGGAGAAGAAGAGACGUAUGUGACUGAUAUAAAGGCAGAAGAUACAGAGGGAGAAGAAGAGACGUAUGUGACUGAUAUGAAAACAGAAGAUAUAGAGGGAGAAGAAGAGACGUAUGUGACUGAUAUAAAGGCAGAAGAUAUAGAGGAAGAAGAAGAGACAUAUGUGACUGAUAUAAAGGCAGAAGAUACAGAGGGAGAAGAAGAGACGUAUGUGACUGAUAUGAAAACAGAAGAUAUAGAGGGAGAAGAAGAGACGUAUGUGACUGAUAUAAAGGCAGAAGAUAUAGAGGAAGAAGAAGAGACGUAUGUGACUGAUAUAAAGGCAGAAGAUAUAGAGGGAGAAGAAGGGAUGUAUGUGAGGGGUGAUCAGCAGUGUAAGGAGGAGGAGAUCCCUACAGAUAUCAGCACAGCAGAUGGACACACAAGCAGGAAUAUCUCAGAAGGAUAUCUAAUGUUAUCCCCGGAUUGUGACAUAAAAGAUAAAGACAGUAGACCGGAUACUCCAGGAGCUAACCCCAUUACCCCAAUUAUACAUCCAGCUCUAUCAGCUGAUCCCCCUGAUCCUGGGAAAUGUUCUCCUGAUCACUCUGAUAUUGGUGCAUCUGUUACAGCUCUGACAGUAGAUACAGUGUUUCCCUGUUCUAUAGAUGGCAAAUGUUUUACACAGAACACAAAGCUUAUUAACCCACACACAGGUAAAGUGGGUGAAAGGCCACUAAUAUGUUCUGAGUGUGGGAAAUGUUUUACAUACAAAUCGCAUCUCGUUAGACAUAACAGACAUCACACAGGUGAGAGGCCAUUUCCAUGUUCUGAGUGUGGGAAAUGUUUUGCUCACACAUCAGAUCUUGUUACACAUCAGAGAUAUCACACAGGUGAGAAGCCAUUUCCAUGUUCUGAGUGUGGGAAAUGUUUUGCACACACAUCAGAUCUUGUUAGACAUAACAGAAGUCACACAGGUGAGAGGCCAUUUUCUUGCUCUGAGUGUGCGAAAUGUUUUAUACAGAAAUCACAUCUUGUUAUACAUCACAGAAGUCACACAGGUGAGAAGCCAUUUCCAUGUUAUGAGUGUGGGAAAUGUUUUAUAUACAAAUCACAUCUUGUUAUACAUCAGAAAAUUCAUACAGGUGAGAAACCAUUUCCAUGUUCUGAGUGUGGGAAAGGUUUUACAAACAAAUCGCAUCUUGUUAGACAUCAGAGAAGUCAUACAGGUGAGAAGCCAUUUCCAUGUUCUGAGUGUGGGAAAUGUUUUGCAUUGAAAUCAAAUCUUGUUACACAUCACAGAAGUCACACAGGUGAGAAGCCAUUUUCUUGCUCUGAGUGUGGGAAAAGUUUUACCUGGAAAUCCCACCUUGUUAUACAUCAGAGAAGUCACACAGGUGAGAAGCCAUUUCCAUGUUCUGAGUGUGGAAAAUGUUUUGCACACAAAUCAGGUCUUGUUAUACAUCACAGAAGUCACACAGGUGAGGAGCCAUAUCCAUGUUCUGAGUGUGGGAAAUGUUUUACCUGCAAAUCACAACUUGUUACACAUCAGCGAAGUCACACAGGUGAGAAGCCAUUUUCUUGCUCUGAGUGUGGUAAAUGUUGUGUAAGUAAAUCACAUCUUGUUAUACAUAACAGAAGUCACACAGGUGAGAAACCAUUUUCUUGUUCUGAGUGUGGGAAAUGUUUUACACGGAAAUCACAUCUUGUUACACAUCAGCAAAGUCACGCAGGUGAGAAGGCAUUUCCAUGUUCUGAGUGUGGGAAUUGUUUUGCAAACAAAUCAGAUCUUGUUAGACAUAACAGAAGUCACACAGGUGAGAAGCUGUUUUCCUGCUCUGAGUGUGGGAAAUGUUUUGUAAGUAAAUCACAUCUUGUUAUACAUCAGAGAAGUCACACAGGUGAGAAGCCAUUUUCUUGCUCUGAGUGUGGGAAAUGUUUUACACAAAAAUUAAAUCUUGUGAGACAUAACAAAAGUCACACAGGUGAAAAGCCAUUUCCAUGCUCUGAGUGUGGGAAAUGUUUUGCUCACAAAUUACAUCUUGUUAGACAUCAGAGAACUCACACAGGUGAGAAACCAUUUUCUUGCUCUGAGUGUAGAAAAUGUUUUACACGGAAAUCACAACUUGUUACACAUCAGCAAAGUCACACAGGUGAGAGUCCAUUUCCAAACUCUGAGAAAUAAAUAAGCUCUUGUUGCACACAAUAGACAUCACUCAGGUGAGGAACCAUUUUAAUCUUCUGGAGUAUACUUAUCAUUGCCAUGCGUUGUUCUUCAAGGUUCUUAUCCUAUCUCCUAUGCUUUUUGCAAUAUACAUGUUACCACUGGGUGAAAUAAUCAGAUGUCAUGCCCUCAUCUACCACUGCUCUGCAGAUGACCUGUGUUUUGCUCCAGGUACUGAGAACCCAGUACCAAUCCUAAAUGGUUGUCUAGCUGAGCUCCAGGUGUGGGUGAUGCCAGUUGGCUGUGACACAGUCUUGGUGAAACAGGUCCAUAUGGUAGAAGCUCACCGACAAAGGGCAGGGCUACAGCUCAGCUUUGUUACCAACCAGACAUACGCUUGUGGGUACAGAGUUACAAAAUGCUGAUCAUGUGCGAAAUCUUGGUGUCCUGGAUGGUGGAGUGACACUUAGACAUCACGUAUCAGCCACAAUCAGAUCCUCAUCUGAGGAACAUAGCCAAACUCCAGCACUUAUUUCCCUCAGAAUAUCUUCCUACAGUCAUACAUGCACUUGUAUCAUCACACAUAGACUACUGCAAUGUCCUCUACCUGGGUCACCCAGCAAAAUAAUUGCACCGCUUGUAGCUUGUACAGAAUGCAGCAACCAGGCUAUUACCUAACCAGCCCGUUCCUGCCACAUAACACCCAAUCUCUGCUCCCUUCACCGGCUGCCUGUAAGAUGGUGACUCUAUUACAUAAUCUUACUGACUCUCCCAGCCCUACAUGACCAGGGUCCAUGGUAACAGAAGCAGCUUCUACCUCCUUACUGCCCUGCUUGCUUACUUCCAUCUGGAGACAAAGGACUGUUACCAGCAGUACCAAGAAUCCCCAAGCAGUUCUGAGAUGUCAGAGGGGCAGAGAGGGUGGUGGCAGUAGUGCUGUAGCGGGGGCUGCCGGAGGCACUGUCUGUGAGUAAUAUUGUCCCCAAGCAGCGCUAAGGUGUCAGAGGGGAAGACAGGGCAGUGGCAGUAGUGGGGGAGGAUAAGGAGGGUGGCAGUAGUGACAGAGGACAAGGUGGGUGGCAGUUGUGGGGUGAGAUGUGGCAGUAGUGGGGGGGGGAGACAGGGUGGAUGGCUGCAGUGCAGUACCAGGGGCUGCUGGAGACAGUAACGAGGUGUAUGGGUCCCGCACAGAAUCAGUUGAUAAUUAGACUUAGUGAUGAUUAUACUUCCUUAUUUCUAAUUAAUCCCUUGUAUGUGUUAAUGUUAUUUGCUGUGUCAGCCUUUAUGUGUGUUCUGUGUAAUAAUCCUGAAAGUAGUGCUGCUACCGAUCUCGUAUCAUUUGUAGUAACUUUGAAAAUAUGAGAUAUGAGGUGCACUCUGGAAGCUUACAGGGGGUUAAUCAGAGAUGAUCGCAGAUGUGACAUCAUGCAGCCCCUGGAAAAUGGUCCUGGCCCGCCCACGUUCACCCUUCAGGGAUGCGGCCACAAUGUGUGUGUCUGUGCGGCCACUGCGCACGUGCAUUUUGUCACCACCAGUAAACUGCUGCGGGCCGCUAUUGCGGUUGGGCCUGAAUGACCCCCAUAGGGUUUUGGCUCUCCUGAUAUCUAUCUGUUAUACUUACCUGCAAUGCUAUAAUGUAACUUGAAUUGUUUCUGUGCUUUAAGGAUAUUUUAUCCAUGUUGUGCAGAGUAAAGUAUUUUUUAAAUUUAAAAUAUAGAGAAAAAUCUGUGUAUUAAAGAUAUGAAAUAAAGUUGUUUAAAAACAAAA
Molecule: messenger RNA, 4369 nt
Organism: Pseudophryne corroboree (corroboree frog)
Lineage: Eukaryota; Metazoa; Chordata; Amphibia; Anura; Myobatrachidae
Product: zinc finger protein ZFP2-like
Exons: 7
Coding region: 155-2623 (822 amino acids)
Biological process (GO): regulation of transcription by RNA polymerase II
Cellular component (GO): nucleoplasm
Molecular function (GO): RNA polymerase II cis-regulatory region sequence-specific DNA binding; DNA-binding transcription repressor activity, RNA polymerase II-specific
Source: RefSeq, a predicted model, not a curated record